Messenger RNA from Choloepus didactylus (southern two-toed sloth), 2852 nucleotides. It is a transcript of the gene NMUR1, whose product is annotated as neuromedin U receptor 1. The record is from RefSeq and is a predicted model, not a curated record. Gene Ontology annotation, biological process: G protein-coupled receptor signaling pathway. Gene Ontology annotation, molecular function: neuromedin U receptor activity. Lineage: Eukaryota; Metazoa; Chordata; Mammalia; Pilosa; Megalonychidae. Gene Ontology annotation, cellular component: plasma membrane. The coding region runs from base 121 to 1383 and encodes 420 amino acids. The transcript has 3 exons.
CGACGGGGCGGGCUGCUCGUGGGCCGGCGCCAUCAGUCCGUCAGUCCGCUUGCUUCUCGCGCCGCGUCUGUCGGUCGGUGCGUGGACGGCGGCCGCUCUCAGGGGCUCCUGGCCGCACUCAUGGCUCCUCCCUGUUCCAAUUGCUCUAUCUUCUCUGGAGACCUGUCCCCGGGGGCUGCUAGGAACCCCCUCCCCUGCAACAUCAGUGGGACCUGGGGGUUCUUUGAGCCCGGGGACUUGAACCUGACAGACGAGGAGCUGAGACUCAAGUACCUGGGGCCCCCGCAGUCAGAGCUCUUCACCCCCAUCUGCGCCGCCUACCUGCUCAUCUUCGCGGUGGGCGCCGUGGGCAACGGGCUGACCUGCCUGGUGGUCCUGCGCCAUAAGGCCAUGCGCACGCCCACCAACUGCUACCUCUUCAGCCUGGCCGUGGCCGACCUGCUGGUGCUGGUCUUGGGCCUGCCCCUGGAGCUCUACGAGAUGUGGCGCAACUACCCCUUCCUGCUGGGCGCCGGCGGCUGCCGCUUCCGCACGCUGCUCUUCGAGAUGGUCUGCCUGGCCUCGGUGCUCCACGUCACGGCCCUGAGCGUGGAGCGCUACAUGGCCGUGGUGCACCCGCUCGAGGCCAGGUCCCUGGUGACGCGCACUCACGUGCGCCGCGUGCUCGGUGCCAUUUGGGGCCUGGCGGUUCUCUGCUCCCUGCCCAACACCAGCCUGCAUGGCAUCCGACCGCUGGAGGUGCCCUGCCGGGGCCCCGUGCCCGACUCGGCCGUCUGCACGCUGGUGCGCCCGCGGGCCCUCUACAGGCUGGUGGUGCAGGCCACCGCGCUGCUCUUCUUCUGCCUGCCGGUGGCCAUCAUCAGCGUGCUCUACCUGCUCAUCGGGCUGCGGCUGCGGCGCGAGCGGCUGCUGCACAGGCAGGGACCCCAGGGCCGGGGUGCCGCGGCGGCCGGGGCAACGCUGCGAGGCCGGGGUCGGAGGCAGGUGACCAAGAUGCUGUUUGCGCUGGUCGUGGUGUUUGCGAUCUGCUGGGCCCUGUUCCAUAUCGACCGCCUCAUGUGGAGCUCCGUGUCCCAGUGGACCGAGGGCAUGCAUCUGGCCUUCCAGUACGUGCACGUUGUCUCCGGCAUCUUCUUCUACCUCGGAACGGUCGCCAACCCCGUCCUCUACAGCCUCUUGUCCAGCCGCUUCCGAGAGACCUUCCAGGAAGCCCUGUGCUUUGGGGCGGGGUGCCGCCGCCGCAGGCGCCGUCGCAGCUCCCACAGCCUCAGCCGGGUGACCACGGGCAGCAUCCUGUGUGACUUGGGCUCCCCGGGCGGCAGGGCCCUUGCCCUGGUGGAGAACGGUGGCCCCGAGGGGCAGCAUGAAGCUGACCCUGCCUAAGGGACCCUCGAAGCAGCUUUGCUGGGAGGUGCCAGAGGGCCAUGUGUAUUUGGGGAGCUGUGACUGCCUUCUGCAGGGCUGUCCUUGGGGCCCGCCCCUCUUUGCACCCUGUCCCAUUUCAGUCUAGAAUCUCUGACCAGCACCUCAGUGACUCCUGUCCCCACCCCUGUGUUUGAGAUUUGAGGGCAAGCACGAGAGGAGGGGGGGAGUAAGCUCCAUUUCUGAGGACCCCCAGGCCCGGCAGCAUGCAAGGAGCUCGACACCCCUCAGAAGGUGUUGCUGUCUGCCCUCCAGAGCCCUGGCCUCCCCAUUUAAACUUCUUCCCCCACAGAAACAUCACAGUCAGUGGGCACAGCAAUCCUCCAUUGGGACAACCCCACCCCACCCCCAAUUUCUGAAAUGUUCCCAGGGGCUCCCCUUCCCGUCCCAUUUCUUGCUAAGCAGCUGUGGGUUCUGACCUAUUCUGUCCCUCUCUAGCUCUUGGCCUGCACCUGACCCCUCACUGGCCACCAGUCCACUCAUCCUGCUCUGGGACCCCUACCUAGAGGAGCUGCAGGGUGGCAGGUGUCCCCAGGGACCCGGGGGACCUGGUCCAGUCUCAGCCUUGCUGCCGCCACCUUGUCGUGUGGCAUCGGGCAGGCUGCCUCACCUUCCCAGGCCUCGGUUCCUUGCUGGCAAAAGGAAAGGGGCCCUGCCAGUCACAGUAUUGGGCUCUGGCACUUUAGCUGUGGUUUUCUGUGGGUGCAUAAGCCACUGCUUGCAAAGAAACCAACUGAUAUCGUCAGAUCAACAAGGCGGAAAUUACUCUCUUCUUGUUGCCUCCCACCCCCACUUCCUCCCUGACCUCCAGAUGACCCUUCACCCUCCCAGGAGCAACUCUGGGCCUGGCCUUUGCUUGUACUGGAACUGGGGGGAUGCUUGGCACUGAAUGGCGGCCAGCGUGUGAGCCUGGCCCUCCCUCCCCUGCCUUCAUCCUCACCUAGAUGCAGGCUGACCUGGGGGCCUCAGGUGAGCAGAGCUCUGGGCCCAGCUGGCAGAGGGUCUUGGGGACAAGAAACUUGGGCUGACCAAGGGCAAGGAGUGGCCCUGUGGGGAGAGUUCAGCUUUUGGUUCAAUGAGGAAAGAAGGGGAACAGGGCCAAGUAACUCCAUGAAACCGAGUCCCAUCCUGAAUCCCAUGGGGCUGACAUGGUGCUCAGUCAGGACUCAAUGAAUGGGUGAAACUCAUCCAGGGUCGCUCAGUCGUGCUGCCAGGGAUCUGAGUGGUCCCUGGACCUGGUCCUCCUGAGAGGACUCUGGAGUAAAGGAAACCCUGGCCUGCAGGGCUGGACACUGGCAUAGAGCCUGGGAAGAAGGCGUCCUGCUGUCAGGGUCUGCGGGUUUAGUGCUCCCCACAGCAAACAACCGGCUCGGGCCCAGCUCCCUGCCGGCAAAGAAGAGGCAACUGUACAGGGUCACAGUUAUAAAAAU